AGCCAUGGGGAGCGGGGCCAGUGCCGAGGACAAGGAGAUGGCCAAGAGGUCCAAGGAGCUGGAGAAGAAGCUCCAGGAGGAUGCGGAUAAGGAGGCCAAGACAGUCAAGCUGCUGCUGCUUGGGGCUGGAGAGUCAGGGAAGAGCACCAUCGUGAAGCAGAUGAAGAUCAUCCACCAGGACGGUUACACGGAGGAGGAGUGCAUGGAGUUCAAGUCCAUUAUCUACGGGAACAUCCUGCAGUCCAUCCUGGCCAUCAUCCGCGCCAUGUCCACGCUGGGCAUCGACUACGCCGAGUCCUCCUGCGCGGAUGAAGGCCGGCUGCUCUUCAACCUGGCUGACUCCAUUGAGGAGGGCACGAUGCCCCCAGAGCUGGUGUCCUGCAUCAAGAAGCUGUGGAAGGACGGGGGGGUUCAGGCGUGCUUUGACCGCGCUGCCGAGUAUCAGCUCAACGACUCAGCUGCAUAUUACCUGAACCAGCUGGACAGGAUCACAGCCCCCAACUACCUCCCCAACGAGCAGGAUGUGUUGCGAUCCCGAGUGAAGACCACAGGGAUCAUCGAGACCAAGUUCUCUGUCAAAGACCUGAAUUUCAGGAUGUUCGACGUGGGAGGGCAGCGCUCAGAGAGGAAGAAGUGGAUCCACUGCUUCGAGGGGGUGACCUGCAUCAUCUUCUGUGGGGCCCUGAGCGCCUACGACAUGGUGCUGGUGGAGGAUGACGAAGUGAACCGGAUGCAUGAGUCCCUGCACCUAUUCAACAGUAUAUGCAACCACAAGUUCUUUGCCGCCACCUCCAUCAUCCUCUUCCUCAACAAGAAGGACCUUUUUGAGGAAAAGAUCAAGAAAGUCCAUCUCAGCAUCUGCUUCCCAGAGUAUGAUGGUCCAAACACAUUUGAGGACGCAGGGAAUUACAUCAAGACCCAGUUCCUGGAUCUCAACAUGAGGAAGGACGUGAAGGAGAUCUACAGCCACAUGACCUGUGCCACAGACACACAGAACGUCAAGUUCGUCUUCGACGCCGUCACAGACGUGAUCAUCAAAGAGAACCUCAAGGACUGCGGCCUCUUCUGAGCACCAGCAGAAGAAGAAAACAUUCCCAUCUCACCGUUCUGCUGAGCAGAGCCAAAGGAAGAACCAACCCUCACCACACAUCAC
This is a messenger RNA of Zonotrichia leucophrys gambelii, 1153 nucleotides long. It is a transcript of the gene GNAT2, whose product is annotated as G protein subunit alpha transducin 2. Gene Ontology annotation, molecular function: GTP binding; G protein-coupled receptor binding; GTPase activity. Gene Ontology annotation, cellular component: photoreceptor outer segment; photoreceptor inner segment; heterotrimeric G-protein complex. Lineage: Eukaryota; Metazoa; Chordata; Aves; Passeriformes; Passerellidae. Gene Ontology annotation, biological process: adenylate cyclase-modulating G protein-coupled receptor signaling pathway; detection of chemical stimulus involved in sensory perception of bitter taste. The transcript is spliced from 9 exons. The record is from RefSeq and is a predicted model, not a curated record. The coding region runs from base 5 to 1069 and encodes 354 amino acids.